GUUUUCCCGACACAUCGACAGGAUAACGUGAAAGUAUUGCACUUGCCUGCAAAAAAAAAAAUCGAGCCCCAGCAGUGUUCUUUCUCUGCGGCAGCGAGUUUGAUUAACACUUCUUGCAGCACCAGAUCUAGUACCGCGCACGCUGCUCUCUGAGAGUACUACUACUUUCCAUGUGUUUUUACAUGGUGGACCACGACUUUGAUAUGAACAAAAGCACUACAGUGACCACGACCUCUUCGUUCUCCUACUAGCCGCAGCAGCAUCGCGAUGAAGAGCUCUUGUCCACCACGUAGGAUCUAGCUGUCGCUUCUAGUAGAGCGACAACUCAUUUGGCACGACGGGAGGAGCUUCUCAACUUCGAACCGGUUUAACAUCGAGUUCAGGUUUUUUUUUUUGCCGCGUUUUUUGUGCCACACGCCCAGGACCUCCUCACAUGUAGUUUCAUCUGUAGAAAAUGUGCUUAUGAAUCCUUUGACCUACUUGAAUGUUAUGAUAGAUUGUGGUGUGUGAUCAGCGACGAGCUUGUGAAACUCACAUAGCUCCUACUUCGUUUAGUCUGUCCCGUGGCUGCUCGUAGUUGAGACAAAAGCUAUGGUCGGAUUUCGGCUACUAGGACCCGGGUUACUCGCUCGAAGUCCACCGACGCUUCACCCCGACAACAGGCUCACUAGAGCAAAUUACAAUUACGGCACUGUCUAUGCGUACUUGUUCCUAUAAUAUUUUCUUUUUUCCUGCUUACCUGGUGCACCUACCCUAUGUAUUGUACAACUGUUCAGGAAAAUUAAAACGAAAUAAAAAAACCAGAAACAAAGAUGACGGCUUCCUCGCAUUACGAGCAGGCGAUCGAUGCGCAGUUCGAGAAGCUCGUCGAUCAGAAGUACGACAAGAACCACCAGAAGACGAAAGAGCAAAUAGAUGAGCUCAACAAAAACCUCGCCCGCGGGAACAACAGUUUUCCGGACACUGGGUACACGAACGGCACCGCGGAAGACUCAGAUUUGGAGGACAAGUGCCACAACGCGGCCCCGAUUGUUGGAUUCGACGAAAAUUGUGGCGACGCGGACCUAGACAGAGGGUUACUGCACACCGUCGAGCAGAAGGUGCAAGAUGCGAAAUUGGUUGAUGCGUUGAGAAAAGAUAAUGUGGGUGAAAAUGCUGGAACCACGACUGACACUGUGGAUAAAGAGACGAGCCUGUUGAACAAGUGCCAAUUUUUGGAGGAUGAGCUAGCUUUGCAUUUGAGGAACAAAAACGCAGAGGAGAAAAAGAGUUUACUCGAAGUCGACCCGGCACUGAAGGGAGAUUGGCAUCUUGGGCCGACGCCGGUCAGGAAAAACUUCGAUGCUGGUGCAGCUCCUCAGGGAGGUCCUGAUGUUGCUGAGGACCCGAAGACGAUCACUGUAGAGCCUGCGCAAACAGGAGGUCCCCAGAGCAGUAUUAAAGCUGCGCCUACUACUGAUGCCUCCUGUUCCACGUUGUCCAGUGCAGGCACUGCAGCUGGUGCAAAAGCAGCCGCUUCUGCUUCCACGGGGGAAGGAGCCGCUCCAGCAGCCAAGAAGCCGAAGGCCGCCGAGGACCAGAGCAAGCAGAGUAGCGCGACGUCGAAGUCACAGGAUGUUAACGAUUUCGAGAAAACGAUCCAGGAAACGCUUGGGGACGCAGAUCUGAUGUCAGAUUUCUCGAAUUGGAUGAAGCAGGUGCAAGGUGGGGAAAUGAAUGAGAUGGAAGGCAUGCAGGAAAUGACAGAAAUCAUGCAGGUAUAAAUACGUAAAACUAAAAACUUACUUCUGUGAAUCGUCAUAUUAAGAUGAAUGCGGAACUUGUCUUGCGUCGGGGCAUAUUGGCAUUUGUGAAGCAAAAAGUACACAAGAACUUUAACCACAUCAUGUGCGAUCUAUUUUUUUCUAUCAGGACCCGCUUUUCAAGGAAAUGAUGGAGCAAUUCGACAGUGUGUUGAACCUUAAUGGAGGCGGGGGAAACAACAACAAAUCCUCAAGUAGUUCGUCAAAAAGUGCAAAAGCUGCCAAGCCCGCCGCCCAGCAAGCGAAGCCGAAGCCAAAAGUGAAAAAGGAAGACGUCGGAAAGAUGAACACUGAGGACAUUCUCGGAGUGGUGGAGCAGAGCUUACAACCGAAGACGUCAUCGAACGUGCUGCCACCAGGUGGUGUUUCCCCAAGUGGUUCAGCAGCUGCGGGUGCUACUGCUACUGGAGACAAGUUGCAAGAGCAGAAGCCACAAUCAUCGCAGCCCGCUGUGAAAAAGGGCUUCUUCAACACGUCGGCGAAGAAGGACCCCGCCGUCAAAAAGGGAUUUCUGAACAACGCGGCUGGUGGUGGGAACAAGGCAAGGAAACUGAGCGCGGAGAAAAUUGCAACUUCUGCGCCACGAGGAGAAGCAGGAGUAGGAGCAGAAGGAGGGACAGCAUCAGCCGCACCUCCAGCUUCAGUGACGGCUUCUGCUGGCUCCUCAUCCUCUUCUUCUUCAAAGCCUGCUGCUGUGGCUGUCGCUUCACUUCCACCUGCUUCCGGCACUACGCCACCUGCUGCAACUGGUGAAUCAGGAGAAGCCUUAAGCGCGCCUAGCAAUGCUGUCGGUACAGAAGAUGUUGACGUCGAGAUGAAAGACGCAGCCAGCGCCGCACGACCUUCUGAAGCUGUAGAUCCCGAGCCUCGCCCUGCAAAACCAGCUUUCGACGCUUUGCUCGAGGAAUACGCACGUCCUCCACCACCAACCCACGAGGAGCUGCUACUGAUGAAAGGUAGUUGUAAAAAAGCAAAAGGAAAGAAAGGCAAGGACUUGUUCUUUGGAAAUAAAUCAGGUAAGGACUUCUUUUUAGGCCCUGGAAAAGGUGGGCCCAAGGGAAAAGACUUCGCUGAUUCUUUCGAAAAAGGCUCAUCUGGGAGAGGUCCCAUGGACUCCGAGUCGGAAGACGAAGAGGAAGACGCAAUGUUUGAUGUAAAGGGCAUCAAAGGCAAAGGUGUGUUUCAUCCCGGCGAGGACGAUGGCGUCCUUUUUGACAAAGGGAACGGCAAGAAGGGCGAGAAGAAGGGAAAGCCGCGACUGUCCGAAGAAGAGCAAAAGGCCUUGCUCUCCCCGGAGGAGCUGGCUGCGUUGAAGGCACAAGCGCUCGAGAGGCUGGAAAGAGACAAAGAUCCGGAGAACGAACUCGCCAAUUGGAAAAUCAAGCAGAACAUGCAGAAAGCGGUCCAGCGACUGGCCACCGUUCCUGGUCCCCUGUCGAAGGGAAAAGGGAAAGCUUCGGCUGAAAAAGUAGGGGCUACUGCAAAAGGUUACACAGCAGCGCAAAAUGGUACAACAGUGCUGCAGCAGCAGGAGCAGGACAACAAGCAAGAUGGCUUGAUGGUCGACUACGACUCUGCAGAGAACGACAACUCGCCAGCUGUUAAUAAAACCGGACAAGCAGGAACAAGCAGCAGCACAUCUUCAGCAUCCAAAGUAGGCACUGUUGGUUCCGGUAAGGGAAAUAAAGACCACGGGAAGAAGAAGGGCCCACUCGGUACAGCUAGUGGAGCAAAAGGAAAACAGCCUAGGGGCGGGCCGCUCUCGAAGGUUCAUUUGGAAGAUCCGAGAAGGCACGGGAAAGACAGACUCGGCAUCACCGCGGCACAAAAGGCCUUCAACAAAAAUGUCUACGACAAAACCCUGGAUGACCUGCAGGAGUACUAUAAAAUUUGUUUUGCUAGUUGUACGAGUUGGAGGUUCCUCUUGGGAGCCGCAUGCAAUGAAAUUCGAAAAUGAGUACGAAUCUAUCAUGCAUCGAUAACUUUCUCCAUCAUCAGUUUCAGUUUAUUCAAGUUCAAAAAUUUUCUGAUCGUGAUGCGCAGGAGCACUUCUUCGUAGAUGAUGAAAUUCAAACUUAUUCAUUCGUCAACGACAUACAGAAUGGUUGCCGAUGAUCCCGCGCUUGCCCACGAUUUCGAGAAGCUACUUACCUCCAUGUUAGGAACGGACGUGAUUCAGGAGGCCUGCACGAACUGCGCGAUUUGCCUGGAGCCGUGGUUGAACGAGUUUUACGAGAACCGGAAGACGAAUCCCACCUACACAGACGCGGACUACAACCGCUACCAGAAGAUGCUGAAGUGCUACAAGGAGGUCACGGUGAUUCUGUCGCAACCGCGGCACAAAAUCACGCCGGAGCAACAUGCCGCGUAUCGGAAGUGGGUCGAGGAGGAGUACGUGUGGAAGGACAUCGACCGGUACUGCAGACAGAGGUAUCAAGAGGAACAGAUGUACUUCACGGAAAAUUUGCGGAAUAAAUCGUAUCGAAUUCUGAAAAACGGGAAGCUGAAAGAGAUCAACGUGCGGAAAAAAGUCGCGUUAAAACACGGUCUGGACUACGAUUCGGACUACGUGUCCGGGGACAGUAUUCUCGACGAAGACUCGGAGGAUCGAGAAGAUUUUGGCUCUACUAGUAGUAGCAGCUCGGACGACGAUUCGAUGUCCUCGUCUUCGGAGUCAGAUUCUGACUCCCCCCUGGGUGGCAGGAGUGUAGUUCGUAGAAAUAACGACAACGAUGAGGAUGACCAGGUCUCUGUUGUGGAUGACGAAGGAAACAUCGUGAGAAAGAACCGCAAGGACUUGACCGAAAAACAACGGGCCGCAAUAGCAAAAAUAGAAGACCCGGAGCUUUUGAAGGUGGUCCAACUUCAAUACGAGAAGCUUCCGCCCGCGCCUUUGGAGGGCUCCAAACCCGCACGCGAUUACGAGGGCAGGAAGGAAGAUGUUAAACUGUAUUCGUGCAAGGAAGAGAAGUGGUUGGACCGACGGGAGGGCUACAGCAGACCCGAUCCGGAUGAUACAGAUUUAUCAGACGAGGGAUCCUUGUACGACCACGAUAGCCAGGAUAGCCGCGAGCAGGAGGACUAUUCUUCAGACGACAGCAGUGGAUCAGAUUCAGAAGAUUUUUCCGACAGCUGCUCUAGUGCUUCUUCAGACGAGCGUUCCGACGCCGAUCCUGACAAGAAGACUGGAACAAGAGACGAAAAGAAAAAGGAGAAGGCCAGCGAUGAAAAUAAAAAUGAUCCUGGACGACGAGAACGACAACCAAAACCCAGCAAGUACAUGUACUACACGCUCUCCGAAAACGAUCUGACCGCAUCUGAUUCCGAAGAUGCCGAUGAGUUCGAAUACGACCGAAAAUUCCCGAAAAUUGAAUCCGACCCCGACGACGAAAACUACCCGAAUAUCCACACGAGCAACUGGUACCGCAACAAGUUCAAGCGCGCGAUGAGAUUAAGGGACCUGCGGCAGAGGGCGGACUUCAAAAAAAUUCGCGAGGAGAAAAACGUGAAAAUCGUGAAGUGGGUGGAGGUGGAGGACUAUUUGCAGAAAAAAGAGAAAAUCAAGCAGCAGAAGAAGAACCCCAAAGUCCCGAAACACGACAUGUGGUGGCGGGAGUGGUGGCAAAGUGAGCUGCCGGUCGACGAAUUGCUGGACUACCGGGAGCAGCUGCAGAAAGAGAAGAAGCACCCGCUGAAGCAGGAGGAGCAGAAAAGGGUCGACCUGCUGAUGGCGAAGCUGGAGCAACUGGGGCAACUACCGAGCGAAGUGAUGAACAUGAUACACGAAAGAGGGUUCGCAGCGCAGCGGGCAUUUGUGGCGAACGAGAAGAGCGAGUUCGUAGAUGUGAAAAGACAUCAAUCGGAGGAAGGGAAAAAGACGGAAGCAGAGAGGGACAAGCUACUAGCGGAGGAGUUGUUAGAUAAGUACACGGAGAAGCGCAUCCAGAAUAACCCGGUUUUGCAGCACAAAAACAACGUUCUGGCGGAUUUGGAACAGAAAAGGGAAAGAAGGGAACAAGUAGAGUUUGAAAAGACGAUGAGUACUACUACAACAGGGACGAUGAAAGGACGAGAUAAGGACGGCGACAUAGUGAUGGUGGACGAGGAAGACAUCGAAGAAGAGGACGAAGCAGACGGCACGAAAAUCGGGUUCAACAAAACGACGAUUAAUCGCAGCUGCGACAGUACAACAACGAAGCCGAACAUCAGUUUUGAGGACCUGCUGCCGAAACCGGGGAACAGUGAAUUCGACCACUUUCUAAGAAUGUACAAGCAGUCGUGCGGCGAUUUGGGGCAGCAGUUUCUGACCAAGGAAGAUCGGGAGCAAUUUCAGCAGAUCUUUUCUGGCGGGUUAUUUGGAGAAGACUUAAAUGAGAAGGAUAAAGACGGAACUAACACGAACACAAGCGGAAAGAAUGACGACCAAGAAGACAGCUUCGGCAAGCAGCUUGGGCAGUGGUUUGAUUUCUUGAGCAAAGAUUUGGACAAGCAACUGCACCCGGAAGUUGUAGGGCUGAAUAGUAAAGCACCUGACAGCGCUAAAAAUCAAGAUAAAAUCGAGCCAUCAGAUCCCGCGCCUGCCGAAACAAAUCCGUCUGAAAAUAAGGAGAAAGAAAUGGCGGAAAAGGGGCUCGGGGCGAUCUUCAAGCGCUUUGAAGAAGAGUACGGCAAGAGUGAUAGCUUAUCCAGCGGAGGUGCGGGGAUAUCCGCUGCGGAAGCGGAGAAAAAACUUCUUGCUGAGAUGCAAGCCGCGACGGCCGGUGGAGCAACAGGCGAUGAGAACAUCAACCCUGGAAACAUUAACAACCUGGAAGACUUCCUUUUCGGUGCCAAGGGUUUGUUUGAGAACGUAAAGCCGAAUUUCAACGAGAUUUUGCGGGGCGGGAGCGACCCGAAAUCGUCUUCGAGCGGGUCUGGAGGAGGUGCCGUAGCGCCUUCGAGCUCAGCUGGUGGUCGUGCGACCUCCAGUGCAAGUGCUUCUUCUGGAGCGGCCCCAGCUCCUGCUGCUGACAAGACGGGCACAAUUGCUCAGGCCGCUGCAGGAGAUGCUGCAGUCGCGAAUACGAAACCAGAAGCUGGCAGAAGUUCUAUUCACGCUAUGGAAGUAGAUGAGAUAGCGGGUCAAUCAAAUAAUCUCUCAGUGGCACCACAGCAAGCUGCAGAAGCACAGCAAGAGCCCGGCGAUGCGAAUGCGGCUUAUUCCGACAACAUGAAACCGCACCGUUGCUCCCCUCCAAGAUUGACGAAAGAGCAACGAGCAAAAUUGGUCAAGAACUUUCUGGACAAUACCGACGACCACGAGAUCGCGGAGCAAAUGAUUGAGCGGCUGCAACAAAGACGCGAGGAGGCGCUGCUGAAGCGCGCGGCAGUGUGGCACAAACUGCAAGACAAAUUCCGGCGGCCGCCGACGUACCAAGAGGAACAAGAGGCAAUCGCGAGGAAACGCCGGGAAAGGAGGAAAAGAAGGAAAGAGGAGUUCGAGAAGAUCCGCUUCAAAUCGAAAAAACGACCAGCAGCCACGGGGGAGGAGGGAAAGGACAAUGGUUCUCAAGAACAUCAGCAGCUUGAUGGUCCGCACAAUGAGAAUGACUCCACCACCUCUUCGAAGAAGACUAUCAAUCUCCUUGGGGGCUUCACAAGCGUCACAGUCGAAAACGAGCAGCACAAAAAGGACGCUGCGGUAGCGAAAGAAGCGAAACGGGCGAAGAAGUCCAAAUGGGCCUCGAAAAACAGAAUUUCUGCCGAGGAUAAAGCCAGAAGCUCUACUAAGAAGAAUAAACGCAGCAUCACUGCCAGAAGUCGGGGCAAUUAUGUUGACGACGGUGCGCAAGAGAUUGAUGUACAAAUAAAUGCCAGCAAUGUCAAGAAGCAGAAGCAGAACCGCAGCGCUUCCCAGGAGGAGAAAUCGAAGCAAGGCCUGGAGGAACAAUCCGAGCAAGUGAUUAUCCAGGGCUCGGUUUGGUGCUUCCCAAAGGUGGUGACGUCACACCGGAACUACAACCUGGAUAAAGACAACAAGCGGACGAGAAGGAGAAACAUGCGACCUGUGAAGAAGGUUGUGUACGCGGAGUGUACGGAACAGGAGAGAGAAAAUCUGAAGAAGAACGAUCCCGACGCGUUUCGAAGGGUGAAAUCCGGUGUUGGGGCAACGGUUCCGAAUUCGGCGCUGGGAGAAGAGGUUGUACAGGGAAUAGAUGAACAAACUUCAUCCCCGCGGCCGGUAAGGGAUCUCAGUGACAAAACAUUCAUAAUCAUGAAGCCAAAAAACAAAAACCCCGUGGCGACGACAUCCUCGACGAGCCCCUUAAAGACACAUGGUGAGCAGCAAGACAAAGACUGCAAGGUGCAGUGAUGAAACUUCGUCUGAUCUUCCUCGUUUGCCAGGAGAAUUUCGUUUAUAACAACGGUCCGCCUCCGCUUGCUUUUCCUUUUUCUUCCGCUCAAGCGUGCGGCGCGUAGUAGCCUUACGCUCUUCAUCCUCGUCGCGAUGUUGAACACCGUCUUUGAUUCAUAUCGGGACAUCAAGAAGCUCCAACUACGAAGAGACAAAAAUGUGUGUUGAACCAC
This is a messenger RNA of Amoebophrya sp. A120, 8369 nucleotides long. The record is from the annotation of a GenBank genome assembly. Lineage: Eukaryota; Dinophyceae; Syndiniales; Amoebophryaceae.